This is a messenger RNA of Notechis scutatus (mainland tiger snake), 1315 nucleotides long. NCBI's taxonomy places the organism in Eukaryota, Metazoa, Chordata, Lepidosauria, Squamata, Elapidae. The record is from RefSeq and is a predicted model, not a curated record.
AUGGAGUGUCAGGUAUUAACAGGGAGCGAUGGAAAACAGGGUGAAUGCGCAUGGAGCGCGCCUUCAUCCCUCAGUGAUUUUGAAGUAGAGACGGAUGUGGGUUUAGUGAAAGGUCAUGCCUAUUCAGUGACAUCUAUUCUGAAAAUGUCUGUUGGACAGAAGAACCUGUGCAGUGGAAAGUCUGAGAAACUUUUCAUGAUCCGAUUAAGGAAUCCUUGGGGAAACAAGGAAUGGAAAGGAGCAUGGAGUGAUGAAUCUGAGGAAUGGAAAAAAGUGAGCAAAUCAGAGCGAACAAGAUUAGGUCUCACCCUUGAAAAUAACGGAGAAUUUUGGAUGACAUUUGAAGACUGGUGCAAAAACUUCACUGAUGUGGACAUUUGUCGGAUUGUGAACACCUCUUUCUUCAGUAUCCAUAAGACCUGGGAAAAGAAAAUGAUGCGUGGACAGUGGACAAAGAAUCCAAAUGCCACAUUAAAUCGCUCUGGAGGGUGUUUAAACAACGAAGCCACUUUUCUCCAAAACCCUCAGUAUAUUUUUGAUGUUACGAAGGUGGAAGACAAAGUCUUGAUCUCUCUCCAGCAGAAGGACCAGCGGAUUCACCGGAAAGAAGGGGCAGGAGAUAAUCUUGUUAUAGGCUUUGAAAUUUUCAAGGUGGAAGAUAACCGAGAAUAUCGCUUGCACCAGUUGAAAAUACAAGAGAGGAUAACUAACUUCACCUAUCUGAACAAUCGCACCGUGUAUUUAAAAGUGUUUCUCAAGCAAGGCCGAUACCUUUUGAUCCCAACCACAUUUUCUCCAAACACUGAAGGGGAAUUUAUUCUGAGGCUCUUCACAGAUGUUCCAUCAGCACUCAGGGAGCUGAAAUUGAACAAACCCAGAAUGUCUUACCUGGAUAUCCUGCUGGGUGUCCCUAAGAGAAUGUCCCUUGUUAAAGUCUAUAGGGUAGAAGGACUCCAGAGUCAUGGGGAAACCAGCCCCUAUAUCAUUAUUAAGUGUGAGAACAGUAAGGUCCGGUCUCCCUCUCAGGAAGACAGGGGGGCUGCUGUUUUCAACACCCAGGCUGUUUUCUACAAAAGGAAGGUUGACAGCCCCAUUAUUGUCCAGGUCUGGCACAAUGCUUUCAUUGACCGAUUCCUGGGAGAGGUCCGACUGUCUGGGUCACCCAGUGACCCUCAGGAUCUUCAGAAGUACCAACUCCAUGGCAGAGGCCAGCAAGAAGCAGAAGAAGUACCAGGUCAAAUCACUAUCAAGACACUUUCCAGCGAUGACCUGAUGGAGCUAUGAGUUGCGGGGUCUGAUAGGCCCCAAGAGGGAA